Molecule: messenger RNA, 443 nt
Organism: Spirometra erinaceieuropaei
Lineage: Eukaryota; Metazoa; Platyhelminthes; Cestoda; Diphyllobothriidea; Diphyllobothriidae
Source: the annotation of a GenBank genome assembly
AUGUGGACCCAGCACUCCUCUCCAGGCAGCAUGGUCUCUGCUGACGCUGACGUUGAGGUCACCAAGGACAAUCAACUUAUCCGCCCUCGGCACAGACGCCAGGGUGCGUGCAGGCCCUCGUAGAAUUUUUCUCUUGCGGCCUCGCAGCUUGUCAUUUGCCUGGCGUAGAUGCUGAUGAUGGUGGCGAAUUUGCCUCCCUGAAGGUGCAAGCGGAGGCUCAUCAGGCGAUUGUCGAUGCCCUGCGGCAGACAGGGCAGUCGUCCCAUGAUGUCGUUCCGGAUGACAAAAGCCAUGCCCGCGACCCGUCGCUCUGCCCUGGGGCGACUACUCCAGAAGAAGGUGUGGCCGGCACCCACCUCCUUCAUUUGGCCUUUUUCGGAGAACAGGGUCUCACUAAGUGCAAAAGUGCCCACCUUGUAUUGCGCCAGUUCCAGAACCAUUAG